GUAUCGCUUUCUAGUUGUAUUACUUUUUUAUGAAUCAUAUUACAUAACAAUUCUAAAGAGAUCGUGUUGGACUUCUCUAAUGAUAAAAUUAAUUCUUUAAAAGGACGAAAGUUUCCUUGUCGCUUUGUCAUUAUUCAUGAUCAAAGAAAGGCCAUGAAGGUACUUGUUUUGCGAGAUACCUUCUUCAUUUGAUGUCAUCGAUCUUUCUAACUUCGCAUGCUUACUCUAAGAACCUCUUUUUUUUGUUUUUCAGACAAAACGUUGCAGAAUGAAGUUAUUGUGCUUCUUUCCAGAAUUAACAAUAUCACGCUAAAUAUUUAUUUAUAAUACAAAGAAAAACCAAGUUGAUUUUGUGAAUUCGACGCUUCAAUAAUUUAACGAUGUAUUCACCAAGUAUUGUACUUUGUUUUGUUUUUGUAUUUCUGCUUGUUGCUUCGUUCUCGGAGUUUCAGGAAGAUUUUAUGAAUGACAAUGAGCAAAGUGACAACUCAACAGUCCAGUAUGAUUUUCUCAUAAAUUCUACGAAAUAUCAAAAUGAAGAGGCGGAACUAACACGAUGCAAAUCACACGGUGCAAAUCACGAAAAAUCUGUUAAGAAUAAAAAUCAAAUACAAUAUGAAUCUUGUAUUAAUUCUACAAAAAAUAAUUGCAAGAAUGACUCGAUGCGAUAUGAGUCUCGUGAGUAUAUAAUAAAAAAUCAUGAAGACAAUAAUCAGACAUCUAUGGAGUUCUGUACGAAUUCGAUAGAGAUCGAUAAUUUCACGUUACCAGAAAUUAAUGAAAAUUUCAUCAAAACUGAAGACAAGAACAAUUCCAUAUCAUACAAACGCGACGAUUCCAACAGAACAGUUAUCUUUGUUAAAAAUGAAGAGUGCAAAGAUAACAUUACUUGCAUUCAACUCUGUUGUCCUUAUGGUUAUAACUUGACGGUAAAGGGACAAUGCGUCGAACAUGGAGAGGAUACGUACGCUUUUCCAAACAAACAGAAGAAUGAUUCCGGGGAUGAAAUACUUGACGAACUAUUUUUGACUGUUCGUGAUCCAUGCAUUGCAGAAGAACGUGGUCGCAAACUUGUUUCUGCCAAUACAUACUUGUUUCUCACCGAUGGCUCUUUGUAUAUGAAUACUGGCGAAUUCAUUUCACCAAAAUCUUAUUGCUUUGCCAUUUUAUUUCGGAAUGUAUAUGACGUGAUCGCCUGCACUGAUCAGACAAGACUUCCAGUAUAUAUAUCCGCGUGCCACUUACUAUCUUUGCCGUUCCUACUGUUGACGUUCAUAGUAUAUUCCAUAUUGCCAGAACUCCGGAAUAUACAUGGUUAUUCAUUGCGUGCACACGUGGGUUCAUUAUUCAUCACAUACGCGAUUAUAUAUCCUGGCCAACAAGUUUCUGGAUUAGCUGAAAUGAAAUAUUGCGUUGCACUAGCAUAUAUCUUCAACUUCUUCUUUUUGUCAAGUUUUUUUUGGCUAAAUGUAACAUGCUUCGAUAUUUGGUGGACAGUUAGAGAACUCCGUUCGCAUCGAAGAGGAGGAAAUCAUUAUGAAAAAAAGAAGCUUAUAAUAUAUUCGAGCUAUGCAUGGGGAGUUACCAUCAUUCUUAACAUUUUCUGCGCCAUUAUGGAUAAUAUUCCCAAUCUACCAGAAAAUUUGGUUCGACCAGAAAUUUGCGAAAAAAGAUUUUGGUACGGUGAGAAUAAAGCAAAAACAUUAUAUUUUUACGUACCCAUGAGUAUUACUAUCGUUAGUAACGUUUUUUUUUUCAUCUGCACAACACUAAUGAUUCUGCACCAGAAAAUACAUACAGCUAGUGAGUUGAGAGAUUCGGAGAGCAAGCGUCACGAUGAAAAUAAGCAGAGGUUUAGUAUGUACUUGAAACUAUUCAUAGUGAUGGGAAUAACUUGGGUUUUGGAGAUACUAGCGUGGAUGAUUGGUACCAAUAUUCUACCAGAGUACUUCUGGUAUCUGACCGACAUCAUAAAUGCCUUGCAAGGUCUCAUCAUUUUCGUUGUAUUUGUGUGUAGAAGAAAGAUCAAGGAAAUGCUAUUAAAACAAUUUCGCGGGAAGACUUGCGGUCCAUUUAAGAUUCCAAUAAGUGAUAGUAUAGCUUCGAACUCUAAUACAGCCACUUCGCUGUCCGAAUCAAUAUCCAUGCAACAAAUCAGUCCCUCUAAUUAACAGCUAAUCAUCUCGCAAAAUUUAAUUAGUCCUACUGAUGGUUGCAAUGCAAAGGAAAAAUUCUAUUAUAGAUGAGAGUUAACAGUUAAUUAGCAGCAUAAUUUCUUCAGUCAAAGAUCUUACAUACAUAUAUACUAUAUCAGAAUACAUUGUUUCACGUUAUCUUUUGAUCGGUUUAGAAAAAGACCAAAAUUAUACAAGGAGGGAUUGUCUUAAAUUUUAACAAUUCUCUUUGUCUUUCACUUUAAAUGCGUUUCAAAUUUUAUCUCAAAUU
This is a messenger RNA of Acromyrmex echinatior (Panamanian leafcutter ant), 2445 nucleotides long. Its product is annotated as G protein-coupled receptor Mth2. Gene Ontology annotation, biological process: cell surface receptor signaling pathway; G protein-coupled receptor signaling pathway. Gene Ontology annotation, cellular component: membrane. The record is from RefSeq and is a predicted model, not a curated record. NCBI's taxonomy places the organism in Eukaryota, Metazoa, Arthropoda, Insecta, Hymenoptera, Formicidae. Gene Ontology annotation, molecular function: G protein-coupled receptor activity.